CAGAGCCGGUAUGAAAGAAAAACAGUAACAUUGUACUUAGCUUCUCUCUCUCUCUCUCUCUCUCUCUCUCUCUCAUUUCGCCCACCGCUUCAACCUCACUUCUACCUUUAGGGUUUCUAUUCCUUACUGGGAUCCUGAUUCCUUCCCCAUUCCUCAGAUUUCAUGAAUAAAGUUCUGCCUCAAUGUAUAAGCUUAACCGGAGUUGAUUCUGGGUUUGGAUGCCACUGUUGGAGCCAGUGAAAGAAGUGGACAGAAUGGACCGGCUUUGAACUUUUGUGAAAAAAAGAUUUACAUGCAAUGUGUUUUUAGGCAGCUGGCAAUUUGUGUCUAAAAUGCUUCAGGGACGAAUAUAAUAAACUUAGAAAACUAAAAUUACACGUUGUUUGGCACCACAUCCAAACAGCUUGAGCAGAGUAACCCAGUAAUGGGUUCAUUUUCUGGUACUUGUGAAAUUGUUGAAGCAGGGGAAGAGCUGAAUUUCGCUCAACAUUCUAGGAGAUCUUAUGACAAAGAUCAGAAGCUUCAUAAGCUAAAACUCGGAUAUAAAAAUUCUCUUGAAGAUGAUAUUAAUCAUCUUUUUGAGGCAAUUAAUCUUAAAGCUUCAACUAAGAGUGUAGUUCUUUCACAACACGAGGGAUCGAGUCCUUUAAGGAAAAUUCCCUUGAAACGACCAAUUACGGUUGGAACGCCCCGUUCACCAGGAAUGGGGAAUUCAGAACCUGUGACUUUGAAGCAGGCAUUAAGGGAGCUAUGCCUUUAUAAGGCAUCAGAAACUGCUGCUAUGAAACGGCUGUCAAAGUCAACCAGUUCUCCUGGAGUCUCGGAAGCCGGAAGGAUAAAAACACUGUAUGAUGCUGUUGUAGUGGAAGCUUGUGGAUCCGGUCUGUCCUUAGAUGAUGGUAAAGGGAGCGGGGUUGAAAUAUCAAUCAUGCCUGAAGAAACGAAAUCCAAUUCUUCUGGGAAGAUGCCCGAGAAUCUUCAAACGCAGACAAUGAAGUCAUCAAGCCAAGGUUCUCAGAAUUCUCCUCGUUUUGCUGGUUUUACAACACAGAAUAGUACUGGGAACAUAGCAGUGCAUAGUGGGAUUAUUUCUUCAUUAUGUAAAUAUGUGGGUCAUGCACAAAAGAUAGAGCUUGCAAAGAAAGAGAAGCAUACAUCUGCACCUUCCCCACCUUCUCCUAGUGCCAGUGGCCACCUAUCAGAGCUGCCUGAAAAAGAUCCUGCCUCGUCCAAUAUGACAAAUAAAGCAUCGGCACCAGAUCUUGUACGGAAAGACAGGUUGAAAGUAGCACCUUCUUCUAGUUCACUUGUUGGCAAUAGGGUAAGCAAGUUAUCCAGGAAUAACUCCCGCUCAGUCAAACCGGUUGUUAGAAACAAGAGUUCUGUUAAGAAGAAAAUAAAGCAGAAUCCAGGUUCUGCUGCCUGCACUUCCGGUUCAUAUAACAGUGUUAAUAAUGACUCGAAUCCUGGUAAAAUUCCAGUGGUUUGUGAGAGGUGCCAGUGCACUUUGAAGACUGAAAGUAAAGAGUUCAUACCAGAUUCUCUUAUUUCCCACUCAACCAAAUCUAAUGAUGAAGUAAACCCAAGUAAUGGGAAUUCUGUAGCAAGUAAGCCAUGCAUCGCUUCAAACAGCUGUAAUAAAAGCAGAGCUGUUGUUAUGAAAGUAAAGAAAAACAUAAAAUCAAAAGAGAAGGGAGAAUUUUCCCAAAGUUCAAAAAGUAGCCAAGGUGAGUAUAGUAGUAGUACAAGUAUUAGUGAUGAGAGUAAUGUGAGUGGGUCUAAUUGUGGAAACAGACCUCACAUGUCAAAGGAUGUGAGAUGGGAAGCCAUUCGUCACGUACAAAUGCAGCAUGGAGCCCUGGGUUUGAUGCACCUAAAUCUUUUAAAGAAGCUUGGUUGUGGAGACAUUGGAACAGUAUAUCUUGCUGAGCUGAUUGGUACAAGUUGCCUAUUUGCUAUAAAGGUCAUGGACAAUGAGUUUUUGGCUAGAAGGAAGAAGAUGCCAAGGGCUCAAACCGAGAGAGAAAUAUUGAGGAUGCUGGAUCAUCCGUUCCUUCCAACACUUUAUGCCCAAUUCACAUCAGAUAAUCUAUCAUGCUUGGUUAUGGAGUAUUGUCCAGGUGGAGAUCUUCACGUCCUUCGGCAGAAACAGCUUGGCAGGAGCUUUCCUGAACCAGCUGCAAGGUUUUAUGUUGCUGAAGUCCUGCUUGCUUUGGAGUACUUGCACAUGCUUGGCGUUGUGUACCGGGAUUUGAAACCAGAGAACAUUCUUGUUAGGGAAGAUGGUCACAUUAUGCUCACGGAUUUUGACCUCUCACUCAGAUGUACUGUGAGCCCUACUCUCCUGAAAUCAUCUUCAUCAAAUGCAGAUCCUGUAAGGAUGUCCGGUCCAUGUACAGGUUCUAGUUGCGUUGAGCCUUUCUGCAUCGAACCAUCCUGUCAAGUCCCAUGCUUCAGUCCUAGUUUUUUACCUGCUGCUGCAAAAGAAAGGAAGUUAAAAGUUGAUCUUGCUGCCCGGAUCAGAUCAUUGCCACAGCUUGUGGCUGAGCCUACCGAUGCACGAUCCAAUUCCUUUGUUGGCACCCACGAAUACUUGGCCCCUGAAAUCAUCAAAGGAGAGGGUCAUGGAGCUGCAGUUGAUUGGUGGACAUUUGGUAUCUUUCUUUAUGAGCUUCUUUAUGGAAAAACACCUUUUAAAGGUUGUAAUAAUGAAGAGACAUUAGCCAAUAUAGUGUUGGAGAGUCUCAAGUUUCCCGACAGCCCACUCGUCAGUUCCCAUGCAAGAGAUCUUAUCAGAGGGCUGUUGGUAAAGGAGCCCGAGAAUCGGCUGGGAUUCGAGAAAGGUGCUGCUGAGAUUAAGCAGCACCCGUUCUUUGAAGGCCUGAGCUGGGCAUUGAUACGCUGCACCAUACCACCAGAGCUACCCGAGUCUUGCGAAUUUGGAUUUCCAAACACUUCUCCCCACGAAACAAAGAGCAAGUAUUUGGGCUCCAAAGCUACUGAAGAGCACUGGGAGUUUGACUUGUUCUAGAGAAAAGCACCUGCUUUGGGGAAGAGAGGCUAUGUGGGUUAGGUCAGUUCUUUAUUCUCAACUCUCCUCCUUGUUGUACCUAGUCUGUUGCGUAAAUGUAAAUGUGCUGGUAUAUACUUGGGUAAAAGCUUGUCGGUUAAGGUAGAGAAAGUUGUAGCUGAGGAUUUGAUAUACGUACGAUGUCGUUCUCCGUCCAAACUCACGGAAAUGUCGACACCAUUAGACACUCUAAUAUCAACCGAUCGAAUGUCAACAUUGAAUAGACAUUCAUAUUCGCAGCGAA
Juglans microcarpa x Juglans regia is the source of this 3314-nucleotide messenger RNA. Its product is annotated as serine/threonine-protein kinase D6PKL1-like. The record is from RefSeq and is a predicted model, not a curated record. Gene Ontology annotation, biological process: protein phosphorylation. Gene Ontology annotation, cellular component: plasma membrane; cytoplasm; nucleus. The coding region runs from base 425 to 3031 and encodes 868 amino acids. The transcript is spliced from 3 exons. Gene Ontology annotation, molecular function: protein serine/threonine kinase activity; ATP binding. Lineage: Eukaryota; Viridiplantae; Streptophyta; Magnoliopsida; Fagales; Juglandaceae.